This is a messenger RNA of Fomitopsis serialis, 951 nucleotides long. Its product is annotated as acetoin reductase family protein. NCBI's taxonomy places the organism in Eukaryota, Fungi, Basidiomycota, Agaricomycetes, Polyporales, Fomitopsidaceae. The record is from RefSeq and is a predicted model, not a curated record. The transcript has 9 exons. Gene Ontology annotation, molecular function: oxidoreductase activity. Bases 6 to 794 code for a protein of 262 amino acids.
AAGCCAUGAACGGAUACGCCAACCACACAGUAUCCCGGGUCGCGAUCGUUACCGGUGCCUCGAAGGGCAUCGGGCGCGACAUCGCAUUGCGGCUCGCAGACGACGGUCUGGAUGUGGCAAUCAACUCGCGCAAUGCCGCAGAGCUCGAAGUAGUCGCCGAAGAAAUCCGAGCAAAGGGUCGCAAGGCACUCCCAAUCGUAGGCGACGUCUCGGACGAAGAAAUCGUCAAAGGCAUGGUCGAGAAGACAGUAGAGGUGCUUGGGAGACUUGACGUCAUGGUGGCGAACGCUGGCACCGCCGUCGUGUCUCGGGUAGUUGAUAUGACAUUGAAGGACUGGAACCACUGCAUGGACAUCAACCUAGCUAGUGCAAUGCUCUGCUACAAGUACGCUGCCCGCCAGAUGAUCAAACAAGGAGAGGGAGGGAGAAUCCUCGGGGCAUCGUCCAUACUCGGAAAGAAGGGUGGUCCCGAGGUCGCCGCGUAUGUUGCAACGAAGUUUGCGAUCCGAGGCCUCACACAGUGCCUUGCUAUCGAGCUCGCUCCCCACAAGAUUACAGUCAACACGUAUGCGCCAGGGGUGAUCUUGACACCAAUGACCAACAUUGACGUUCUAGACAAACAAUAUGGGGGCACUCACGGGGCAUUCACAAAGCAUGUCUGCGGCAUAGCAGCAGAUGGCCCUCAUUCAUCCGGCGACACCGUCGCCAGUCUAGUGUCAUAUCUGUCAAAGCCUGAGGCCCAUUUCAUCACAGGACAAUCCAUUGUCAUGGACGGAGGCGUUAACCUCAGUUAAACUUCACAGAUGGUAUGGUCGAUGUUCGGUAUUCAACACUACAUAAACUUCAUAUUUACACAUACUAUGCUGUCUUCUAUUUACUAAGACUCAGAGCACGGGGCAUCCUUCGCGAUGCAUGGAUAAUUGUAGCUUCCUGUGUGCGCACUCAUCGCCA